UGAAAGGGUCGAAAACGAGGCCUAUGCAAGCAGACGCUUGGCUUGCUGGUGCAACCAUUUAUUACCAGAUGUUCACUUUCUUCUGAAUUCCAACUCAUCUUAUAUACACUUAUAUACCAACUUAUAACCCAAUCAAAAUCCAUUUUCUCUUCUUUCUUCUUCUUAUCUUCCUACAACCAAAACACAAAAAUAUAAUCUUCAUUCAAACUUCAAACUAACCCCCCCUCAUUUCAGUGUAAAGACACUUUAACAAACCACCCACAAAAAAAGAAGAAGAGGCAUGCAACAUCAUUUCUUCACUGAAAAAACAAACCCAAAUUUCAUGCAUUAAUUAAUUUCAGAGUUGAAAAUAAAAACAUAGAAAGAAGAAAAAUGAAAGAAGAGAACAAAAGGAUGGGUUAUUGUUAUUAUUGGUCACCAAUUAUGAAACUAAUAAUUUGUUUCACAAUUCCAUUAAUUUUUGUUUGUGGGUUUGUUUCAUUUAUAGGUGGUCCAAAUCCCUCUAAUUGGGUCUUUAAUUAUCACCCAUUUUCAUCUUCAGCUCGAGUUUCAGGUGCAAAAUCUCAAGUUUCAACCAAAGAUUUAAGGUCGAAUUUUGAUGAAGUUAUAGCAGAGCAAGCAACUACUACUGUAACAGAACAGUCUGUUUUCUCCACACCUCCUCUUGCUAUUCAAGCUGCUUCUCCUGCUCCUCCACCAGCCGCAAAUGAGGAUUCACUAUUAAUGAAGGACAAGACUCCAAAUACCACCGAUAUCUUCGUCACCAUAUUCAAUGAAACACAUGCUCCUCCCAUGAGGAAAUUAGAACUAGAGAAGGUGGCUACUGAUUUGGAUAGACUUGAAAUUGGACUUCAACAAUCUCGGGCUGCAAUCAAGGAGGCUAAGUACACGAAUCGUACGUAUGAUGAUCCCGACUUCAAGCCACUUGGUCCAAUGUAUUGGAAUGCCAAUGCUUUUCACAGGAGCUAUUUGGAAAUGGAGAGACGGUUCAAGGUGUAUGUUUAUGAGGAAGGGGAACCCCCAUUGUUCCACAAUGGUCCAUGUAAAAGUAUAUAUUCAACCGAAGGAAACUUUAUACACCUAAUGGAGAUUAAUAAUCAGUUCCGAACCAAGAAAUUGGAUGAGGCUCAUGUUUUCUUCCUUCCCUUCAGUGUCGUCAUGAUGGUUCAUUUCGUUUAUUUACGAGAUUCACAUGACUUUGGACCCAUACGACAGACGGUGAGAGAUUAUAUUAACGUCGUUUCCACUAAAUAUCCUUACUGGAAUCGCAGCCUUGGAGCCGAUCAUUUUAUGCUCUCUUGUCAUGACUGGGGGCCAGAGACAUCAUUUUCAGUUCCUUACCUAGCCAAGAACUCUAUUCGGGUCCUAUGCAAUGCUAACACUUCUGAAGGGUUUAAACCUCAGAAAGAUGUGUCGCUUCCUGAGAUCAACCUUCGUACGGGUGCAAUAAACGGGUUUGUUGGUGGCCCAUCCCCUUCACGCCGCUCCAUCUUGGCCUUCUUUGCGGGCGGGCUUCAUGGACCCAUUAGGCCUAUCCUCCUAGAGCACUGGGGUAACAAGGACGAUAAAGACUUGAAAAUCUUCACCUACCUCCCAAAAGGCGUUUCUUACUAUGACAUGCUAAGGAAUAGCAAAUUUUGUAUUUGUCCUAGUGGUUACGAGGUUGCGAGCCCUAGAGUGGUGGAAGCGAUCUACACCGGAUGUGUUCCGGUUCUCAUCUCAGAUCACUAUGUUCCACCAUUUAGCGACGUGUUGAAUUGGAAGUCGUUCUCAGUUGAGGUCUCAGUUAAAGACAUACCGAACUUGAAGACGAUCUUAACAAAUAUUUCUACAAAGAAGUAUUUGAAGAUGUAUAGAAGAGUGCUUCAAGUUAGGAGGCAUUUCGAAGUGCAUGCUCCUCCUAAACGUUAUGAUUUCUUCCACAUGAUACUGCAUUCAGUUUGGCUUCGGAGACUGAACGUUCAUGUCCAUGAUCUUCAAGAGUUGUAAAGUUAAAAUGAUGUAACGUGAGAUAUUGUAGAAACAGUAAUACAGUAUUAGUCUUGGAGAGAA
Beta vulgaris subsp. vulgaris (sugar beet) is the source of this 2052-nucleotide messenger RNA. RefSeq names its product probable glycosyltransferase At5g03795. NCBI's taxonomy places the organism in Eukaryota, Viridiplantae, Streptophyta, Magnoliopsida, Caryophyllales, Amaranthaceae. The transcript has 4 exons. Bases 373 to 1989 code for a protein of 538 amino acids. The record is from RefSeq and is a predicted model, not a curated record. Gene Ontology annotation, molecular function: glycosyltransferase activity.